Candida dubliniensis CD36 is the source of this 1521-nucleotide messenger RNA. RefSeq lists its product as uncharacterized. The coding region runs from base 1 to 1521 and encodes 506 amino acids. The transcript has a single exon. Gene Ontology annotation, biological process: transmembrane transport. The record is from RefSeq and is a predicted model, not a curated record. Gene Ontology annotation, cellular component: fungal-type vacuole membrane. Gene Ontology annotation, molecular function: transmembrane transporter activity. NCBI's taxonomy places the organism in Eukaryota, Fungi, Ascomycota, Pichiomycetes, Serinales, Debaryomycetaceae.
AUGAAUACAUCAACAACAAUAACACCAAAUGAAUCAAAUCCUCAAGAAUAUAAUCUACAACCUCUAGAAUUUGUCACGUCAAACAACAAAGAAAUUCCAUAUCCCAUCAAUAAUGAUAAUUUUCACGAAGAGAACAAUCAUUCAAUAAUUACACGAUCAGUAACAACCACCACAUCUACAACGACAAGAUCUCAUCAAUCAUCAUUACAUUUAUUAGAUGACCCCUCAAGAUUCCCUGAUGGUUGGAACAAUAGAGCCAUGAUAACUUUAUUUGGAUCAUUUUUAGGUAUGAUUGGAUCAUUAGGAUAUGUGAAUUCUGGAGGAGUUAUUCAAUCAUAUAUAUCAGAAAAUAUUUUAAUUAAUGAUUCCCAAUCUUCUAUUGGAUGGAUUUUCCUGAUUUAUAAUUUUUUUGCCUUUGGUGGGAUUUUAAUUCUGGGGAUAAUAUUUGAUAAAUUUGGUUGUCGAAUACCAAUUUUUUCAGGGAUUAUAAUUAUGUUUAGUGGAUUAUUAGCCACAAGUUUUUGUCAUUCUUUAUAUCAAUUCAUUUUGGCUUAUAGUAUAUUAGCUGGAUUAGGGACUGCAUUUGUAUUUGGACCAUUUGUUGCUUGUUUAAGUCAUUAUUUUUUACAGAAAAGAGCUUUGGUUAUUGGGAUUUCUUAUACAGGAGGUGGAUUAGGUGGAGUGAUAUAUCCGUUAAUGUGUCGAUCAUUAUUUCUGAAAAUAGGUUAUGGAUGGACUAUGAGAAUUGGAGCAUUUAUAAGUUUAUUUUGUUGUGGUAUAGGUUGGUUAUUAGUAAGUGAUCGACAUAAAGAGUUUUCACCAAAAUCAGAGAAAAGACAAGAAGCUAGUUCUAGUAGUAUUGUGGAUGUUGUUGAAAAUGAAUUCAUUAGUAUAAUUAAAGAAAUUUUUUAUUCAAUUGAUUUCAAAAUUCUAUAUAAGAAUUUAUUAUUUACAGUAUUAGUAUUUGGAUUAUUAUUUAAUGGGAUUGUAUUUUUAAUUUCAAUUGUUCAAUUACCUUCCUAUGCUAUAUCUCAUGGAUUCUCCGAACAACAAUCUUAUUUAUUAUUAGUAGUAUUCAAUUCUUUUAGUAUUCCUGGAAGAAUUAUCCCUAGUUAUUUUGCUGAUCAAGGUUUGGGUCGAUUUAAUACUUUCUGUUUAAUAAAUUGUUUUUCAUUAAUUGCCUUUGUGGUUAUUUGGUUACCAUUUGGUAAUCAUUUAACGGCAUUGUUUAUAUUUGCUGGAUGUUUUGGAUUUUCAAGUGGAUCAGUUUUAAGUUUAACUGCUAGUCUUGUGGCUCUGAUUGUGAAAACUUCUGAUGUUGGUAAAGGAUUAGGAACAGCUUUUUUUAUACUUUCAAUUGCUGAUUUAUUUGGUAUUCCUAUCGCUGGAGCAAUCGCUAGUGGUAGUAAACAAAGUUAUAACAAUUUAGUAUAUUUUUUAACUGCUUGUGCUGCAAUUGGGGCUAUAGUUAGUUUUAUAUCUCGGUACCUUUAUGGUGGGUUUAAUUUUAAUAGAGUUUGA